Messenger RNA from Nematolebias whitei (Rio pearlfish), 2032 nucleotides. It is a transcript of the gene cd302, whose product is annotated as CD302 molecule. The coding region runs from base 22 to 861 and encodes 279 amino acids. The transcript has 6 exons. NCBI's taxonomy places the organism in Eukaryota, Metazoa, Chordata, Actinopteri, Cyprinodontiformes, Rivulidae. The record is from RefSeq and is a predicted model, not a curated record. Gene Ontology annotation, molecular function: signaling receptor activity.
GGGAUGUAUUAUUAGCAGCUCAUGCUUUGUUGUGGAGCCUGCUGCCAAGUGUUAAAGCGGUGGGUGGGAUUUUGCUCACGCUGCUGUGGACUGGAAACCAGCAGCAGUCUCCUGAUGCAGGCAGCCAUGGAGUUGCGAAAGAAAAGUCCCCGUCUCCUCCACUCUUUAACAAGCUGUGUUUUCGCCGUGUGUGUCGGCCUGCAGGCUGUUAGUGCGGAAGAUUGCCCAGCUGAUGGACGCACCUGGGUGCCCAAUGGAAACAAGUGUUACCACUUUCUCCACGGAGAAGAAGACCGUAUCAAGAGUUACACUUUUGAAAGAGCGACAAGUCUCUGCCAUGGAUUUGGGCUUCUGACCAUCCAGAGCACAGAGGAAAAUGACUUUGUCAUUAAUUACAGCCGUGAAGUGUGGAAAGGCCCCGUCAUCAUGUGGCUGGGAAUGUAUUUUGAUACAAACAGUGAGGACAUGAGGUGGUUAAAUGAGAAACCUGUUACGUUCACUAACUGGGAGAGCGGCGAUCCAUCGGACCUCCUGCCAACAGAAACGUGUGCGGCUCUGCACAGCGACACCGGGAAGUGGGAAAAUGUAAGCUGCGUAGACGACGUGGAGAACGGAGUGGUCUGUGAGACCAUCCAAGAAACAAAGCAAGCCAAACAGAAACCCAGCACGCUGAUCUCUGCCCUGGUCAUCCUCAGCGUGGUGGCUAUCGUGGGCGUCUCUGCAGUGAUUUGGUUUCUGCACCAGAAGCACAGUUUUGGCUCCACCAUCUUCACAGCGUUCGAGUACCACCCUCCGUUCCGAGUCCUGGAUCCAGACCAGUCCUGCCUGGUGGAGGCUGAGGAGACAGACGACGUGUCAUAGGAGAUCUCUCUUUCUUUUUCCUCGAUAGAAAAUGCCAGGCCCUUCUCACCUGCUGAUUUAUGCAAUAAUAAGUCAACUCUUGUAUCGGUUAUCAACAAUUUAAUUAUUGUCAGUGACUUAAAAUUAUCUAAUCUGAUUGCGGGGAAAAUGAUGCCAAAUUACUGAUACUAACAUCUUCUGCAUGAUUUGUACUCUUUGAUAUUAGUGCAUUUUCAUUGUAGUUUGUACCAUCAAGCACUACAUACUGCACUACAAGUAUUCUGCAGCAUGUUUAAAUAAGGAUGUUUUGUUUUGCAAAUAAUUAGCUAUUCUAUGUAAAGAUUCAAGCUUUUAUGGUUUUUUUCUGAGCCAGAAAAAUGUUUCUGUUACACGACUAUUGCACUAAUUUAGCACUGUAGUCCCCCAAAGUUCAAUGACUAAAACCUAAAAGGAGCAAAAAUCAAAGUAGCUUGAUUUUUAGUUUUUAAACAGAAUUAAGCUUAGUGUUUUUUUUGUGUGUGUUUUUGCCAAAGCUGACCUGACUUUUUGAGCUAAGCUAGUUGAGAACUGGGUUCAGAAGCCCACACAUACAGAUCAGAUCAGAUCAGAGGAACCACUCUUCAUCCAGUUGUACUUUGUUCCUGUCACUUGCACAUGUAAAUAAUCUAAUCUGAACUCAGCUGCAGCUUGAAUGGAGCAAACGCCGGACUAAAUGAUGUGAGGCUGCACUGUUGAUUCAAGCCAGUUUCCAGGUAAGACAUAUUCAUAACGGAAACAUUUCUUCAAUAGUAAGGAAGAGAUGUCCUGACCUGUUGCUCAGGGGUUUGUAACAUUUUUAUAAUAAAAAUUAAUUAGACUAUAAAGAUUGGGUGCAUGGCGUCUCACCAGGCUGCUGUGGCCGACCAGUCGGGGGUGGGGGUUUGUGCUUCUUGCACUUUAUCUUCUGAACAUUUCAUGGAACAAAACAUGCAGGCUUUUUUCCUGUGUGGUCAGAACCCUUUCAGAUUGGAUCGUUUUAGGUGGUUAUCAUAGGAAGCCUUUACGUUCACUCGUCAUGUGACAUCUUUAGGUUAGCGGGGUGAAAGACGAUGUUUUUAAAUGUAAUUUGUGUUUUGGCUGCCUUGUGAAAUGCUAUCAUAAUGUAGUGCCUUAAAAGUUCUAAAUAAAUCAUGAAUGAUACAAAAAAAAAAAA